Molecule: messenger RNA, 817 nt
Organism: Ascoidea rubescens DSM 1968
Lineage: Eukaryota; Fungi; Ascomycota; Saccharomycetes; Ascoideales; Ascoideaceae
Product: NADH dehydrogenase [ubiquinone] 1 beta subcomplex subunit 7
Exons: 2
Coding region: 89-406 (105 amino acids)
Cellular component (GO): mitochondrion
Source: RefSeq, a predicted model, not a curated record
GUCUGAUACUACUGUUGAUUCCAGAGACUUUGAAGAGUUGCUAGUUCCUAUCACAUUUUAAAACACGCUUACUAUCAAUUCUACAAAAAUGGCUUUCACCGAAUUCCCACCACUUCUCUCUCAUGAGGAAAUGAAAAAGCACAAGAUUCCUUUAGGAUAUCGUGACAGAUGUGCUGCUUUAUUGGUUCCAUUAAAUAAAUGUAGAAUUGAAAACUAUUACUUGCCAUGGAAAUGUACCCAUGAACGUCAUAUUUAUGAAGAAUGUCAAUAUUUUGAUUUCUUAAGACGUGUUAAACAAUUAGAUGAGAAAAAAGCUGAACUUAGAACCGAAAGAGAUAUAAAAAUAAAUGCCGAAAGAGAAGCUGCCAGAGAAGCUAGAGAGGCUGCUGAAGAUGAUGAUGAUUGAUUGUUUCAACAAAUCUUUUUAGAAAGCUACACAAAAAUAUAAAAAUUUGCAAAAUUUAUAUUCACUUAAUAAAAUGAACUAAAUAAUACUUAGAAUCAAUGAUAUUUGACUGGGUUUUGAUUUCACUAAACUCUAUGAAUUAUUAAGUUACAAAGCUACUAAACCAUUAAAUUUUAUGUUUCAUUCUUUUUUUCUUUCCUUAUUUUUACAACAGAUUAUAUUAUUACUAUUUUUCUUUAUGGCUGUUUUAACUAUUAUUAAAUUUUAUGAUAUUCAAUUAAACUCAUUUAAUAUUCAUGCUUAAAUACAACCACAAAACUAGGUCAAAAACCAUUAUAAAUAGGAUAUUGACUUUUUUUGGAGGUUUUUGGUUGUUUUCUUAAUAAACUUUAAAUAACUAAAUUAAUAUUA